Molecule: messenger RNA, 1018 nt
Organism: Salvelinus sp. IW2-2015
Lineage: Eukaryota; Metazoa; Chordata; Actinopteri; Salmoniformes; Salmonidae
Product: RNA-binding Raly-like protein
Cellular component (GO): nucleus
Molecular function (GO): RNA binding
Source: RefSeq, a predicted model, not a curated record
AUAGGACCAUGACUGGGGAACUGAGGCCAAGUCGCCCAAAGGCAGGAACCAAGAGAGCCAGCAGUGAGGCCUUCGGAUCUGACUAUGGCCUGGAGUAUGACAGCUACCCAGAUUACCUCUACAACAGGGUGUUUGACUACCAGCGUGUCCCAGCCUCCAUGAUGCCAGCCCCAGUGGAGCCCAGCCCUAUAAAACACUCCCGUGGCCCCUCUUCCUCCUCCGGCCUGCACCGCUCCAGAGACAGACCACAGGGCAAGAGGAAUGCCCAGCGCACCGGCUCUUCCAGCAACAGGGCUAAGUUGAAGAUGGCAGAGCUGUUGGCCAUAAAGAGUGAGUUGACUCUGAUCAAGGUGCAGAUUGAUGGACUGCUGGACAGUGUGGAAAAGAUGGACAGACGGAGAAAAGACCACUCAGAUUCACCUCUGACCGGGGAGGGCAGUGUGUCGGACUCAGUGAGCAGUCUGGACGACUCCCCUGUCAGCCUUCACCACAGACAGAGAGAGAGCCCAGAGCCAGGAGAGGCCAGCGAUGAUUACCACCAGCACCACCACAGGAUAAAUAACCAUCAUUCUGAUCUGGAAGAUAACAUGUGAGGAGAUCAGGUAUACAUGGCUAAUAAAGACUCAAUGAACCCGAUGACAGCAGCACAGCGACAUGGAGAGGGAUUCAAGUGAAAGGAGGAGUGAUCAUCUCUGAUCACAGUCAACAUGGACAGAACCCUCAAAUACACUGUACCUUACAAAGUUGGAUCUUCAGUGAAUCUUUUCUUUUGAUGAGUAAGAAAUAUUUCCCUGGUUAGCCUCAGUUCCUUUCCCACAGUCAGCUUCUGUCCAACUUCGUGUCUCCAGCUCCCCUUUGCAACAGGUUCCUACAGACUUAUGGACUCAACUAAAUAUGGCAGCUUUUAAAAAAAUGUGUCGUCUCUUGAAGAAGGGGACUGACAACUGAUAUGCUUCACACAGACAGACACACCCACAUUUAUACAACUACAGUUGAAGUCGGAAGUUUACGUACACUU